AUGCCUCGGCUAUGGGAGACUGAGUUCGUGCCGGGUACGUGGUACAACUUCGGCAUCGGUAUUUCGGCUGCCACGUCGGGCAACGGCUCUGUCCUCGAGUUCUACACCAGUGAAGGCGACAAGGAGCUCGCCCUUGAGGCCACCCACGACGUCGUGACCGAGUUCCCCUCGACCUACGAGUUCCAUUAUGGUCUUUUGACCCUGUCCGACGAUGGCAGUGAACCCAAGAUGAAUGCCAAACAGGACAUCGUGUCCUACAACGGUGUGUCGGUGGAGGCUGACGUUUCGACUUCUGCCACGGGCGAUGCUGCGUCCAAGGCUUCCAAGACUACUGGAUCCAUUGGUGCUGAGUCCUCGUCCGAUGUUUCCACGGAGACUACUGAGGCCCCGACCACGCAGAACGAGACCCCUGCCACCCAGAACGAGAUUCCCGCCACCAAGACGGGCAUCGUCAAGAGCUCAGAUAGUGGCUGCGCCCGCAAAUAAGUGCGCCUAAUGUUAUGUCUGUUGUGAUUUCGCUGAAGUGAUACAGACAGUGACGGAGACGAGAAACGUAAAGCAUCGGUCAGGAGAUGGCCU
Molecule: messenger RNA, 579 nt
Organism: Phytophthora infestans T30-4
Lineage: Eukaryota; Oomycota; Peronosporomycetes; Peronosporales; Peronosporaceae
Exons: 2
Coding region: 1-486 (161 amino acids)
Source: RefSeq, a predicted model, not a curated record